ACCAAGAGAGUCCCGAGGAGAUGGUGGCAGUGAAGCCCGAGAAGGGCGAAGGAGAUGCCAGCAGUAACAGCAGCGCAGGCGGUGGGGAGGGCCAGGAAUCGCAGCCUUCCCCGCUGGCUCUGCUGGCAGCCACCUGCAGCAGGCCCCGGCCCCUGCCGGGAGUUAUCCCGAAUAUCCAGUACCAGGUCAUUCCCCAAUUCCAAACCAUCGACGGGCAGCAGCUGCAGUUUGCCACCACCCCUGCCCAAGUCAACGUGCAGCAGGAUGCCUCUGGGCAGCUCCAGAUCAUCCCCGGCACCAACCAGCAGAUCAUAACGAGCCGAGCGGGGACGAGUAACCUCAUCGCCAUGCCCAACCUGCUGCAGCAGGCCGUCCCCAUCCAGGGCGUGGGCUUGGCCAACAACACCCUCUCAGGUCAAACCCAGUACGUGGCCAACGUCCCCGUGGCUCUGAACGGCAACAUCACCUUGUUGCCCGUCAACAGCGUGGCCGCCAGCCUGGCUCCCACCUCUCAAACGGCCACGCUGAGCAGCUCCGGCUCUCCGGACAGCAGCUCCCAGCCGGCCACCUCGGGCACCGCCAUCAGCUCCAGACACCCGGCCACGUCGCACGCCAGCUCCGGUGCUUUUUUCACCAACGCCAACAGUUACUCCACCACCACCACCACCAGUAACAUGGGUAUCAUGAAUUUUUCCACCAGCGCCACGGUGGGAACCAGCACCCAGUCGCAGGCGUCCCAGAGGGUCAGCGGCGUCCAGAGCCCGGACUCUCUGCAGAGCCAAGUUUCUGGGGUGGCUUUGCAGCCGGGGCAGCAGAAAGAGGGGGAUCAGAGCCAGCAGUCGCAGCAGCAGCAGCAACAGCAGCAGAUCCUGAUCCAACCUCAGCUGGUCCAGGGUGGGCAGACGAUCCAAGCCCUGCAGACCACCCCUCUCUCUGGCCAGACCUUUGCCACCCAAGCCAUCUCCCAGGACGCCUUGCAGAACCUGCAGCUCCAAGCUGUCCCCAACUCGGGUCCCAUCAUCAUCCGCACGCCCACGGUGGGUCCCAACGGGCAGGUGAGCUGGCAGACCAUCCAGCUCCAAAACCUUCAAGUUCAAAACCCCCAGGCCCAGACAAUCACCUUGGCCCCCAUGCAGGGAGUGUCGCUGGGGCAAACCAGCAGCACCAGCACCACCCUCACCCCCAUCGCCUCCCUCCCCAGUGGCACUGUCACCGUCAACGCCGCCCAGCUCUCCUCCAUGCCAGGCCUCCAGACUAUUAACCUCAGUGCCUUGGGAGCGUCUGGGAUCCAGGUCCAUCAGCUGCAAGGGCUGCCGCUGGCCAUAGCAAACACUGCUG
This is a messenger RNA of Mesitornis unicolor (brown roatelo), 1338 nucleotides long. RefSeq names its product Sp1 transcription factor (gene SP1). The record is from RefSeq and is a predicted model, not a curated record. Lineage: Eukaryota; Metazoa; Chordata; Aves; Mesitornithiformes; Mesitornithidae. The annotation marks the transcript as partial. The transcript has 3 exons.